Messenger RNA from Osmia bicornis bicornis, 488 nucleotides. RefSeq names its product guanine nucleotide exchange factor MSS4 homolog (gene strat). Bases 100 to 459 code for a protein of 119 amino acids. Gene Ontology annotation, molecular function: guanyl-nucleotide exchange factor activity; zinc ion binding. Gene Ontology annotation, cellular component: membrane; cytosol. Lineage: Eukaryota; Metazoa; Arthropoda; Insecta; Hymenoptera; Megachilidae. The transcript is spliced from 2 exons. The record is from RefSeq and is a predicted model, not a curated record. Gene Ontology annotation, biological process: small GTPase-mediated signal transduction; post-Golgi vesicle-mediated transport.
CUGCUAACGCUACAUCAAAUGAUAUUGGCGGUCGAAAGAGUUUCUAACCCGGUUGAAUACUUUAAAUUUAAGUGAUUACUGUAUUCAUCGUUUAAAAACAUGUCAGGAAAAAAUGAUGUUAAUUCUUUGAAGGAUCAAAAUGAAAAGAAUAAGCAUAAAGUACAUUGUACGUUUUGUCCGUCAAAGAUGCUGAACGUUGGUGCGGCCCGACUAGUAAAUAUUGAGUUUAAUCUACCGUAUAUACACCACAAAGGAGAAGGUGAAGCUGAUCAGCAGGAAUUGAUAACAGAUUAUUGGUUGGUGGAAGAUAUGUACACAUUUGAAAACAUUGGAGCGUCUCAUACGGUAGACAACAUAAAAUAUUUAGCAUGUGCAGAUUGUGAAAGAGGUCCUGUUGGAUGGCAUGAUCUAUCUACUAAGAAGUCAUACAUUGCAUUAAGUAGAGUUAAGCACGAAUGAUUUAUAAAUAAAGUUAUUUUUUAAUUUUA